CCUUCGAGUCCCCUCCUCCCCGGGUGCCUUGUGUGGACCGAAUCCCUGUCUCUCUCUUUCACACACGCUCAGUGCUAGUGCAACUCGAUCAUCGGAGCGAGAUGGUAUUCAAAAGUAUUCCGUUUUUUGUCCUUCUAGCCAUCGCCUUGAUAAAUGCUGAACCACAGGAAAUGAGUAGCAAGUCCAAGAUUUGUGCCAACGUGUUUUGCGGUGCUGGAAGGGAGUGUGCAGUGACGGAGAAGGGAGAACCCACUUGCCUGUGCAUUGCAGAAUGCAAGCAUCACAAGAGAGUAGUUUGUGGAAGCAAUGGGAAGACUUAUCGUAACCACUGUGAACUUCACCGUGAUGCAUGCCUGACUGGUAUGAAGAUUCAGGUCGCUCACGAUGGCCAUUGUGAAGAAAAGAAGAAUGAAAAAGUAGCAGCCAGUAGUCCAGUUGUCUGCUACCAGACAGACCGGGAUGAGCUUCGGCGCCGUGUUAUGGAAUGGCUGGAGACUGAAAUCAUUCCUGAUGGAUGGUUCUCGAAGGGCAUCAACUAUACAAAUAUUCUGAACAAAUACUUCACGAGUUAUGAUGAUGGUGACUCCUACCUAGAUUCUAAUGAGUUCCUGAAAUUCGUAGAACACAAUGAGACUGUUAUCAACAUUACCUCAUACACUGAGCAGGAGGACACCAGACUUCUUCGGGGCCUCUGUGUGGAUGCACUGAUUGAGCUUUCUGAUGAGAAUGCUGACUGGAAACUCAGCUUCAAUGAGUUUUUGAACUGCCUGAAUCCUGGCUUUGUCCCACCUGAGAAAAAAUGUGCCUUGGAAGAUGAAACCUAUGAGGAUGGAGCUGAGACUACAGUGGAGUGUAACCGAUGCGUCUGUGCAUGUGGCAAUUGGGUGUGUACUGCCAUGACCUGUGAUGAUAAAAAUAAGGACGUUCCUGAGGAGCAGCCACAAACUACUGCCGAUGAUGAGAUGACUGAAGAGGAGUGGACAAAGUACGUUCACGAGCUCAACAAGCAUCAGGAGACUGCUGAGAAGGCUAAGAAAGUGAACAUAAAGGAGACCUAAAAAUAUAUGCUGUGGAAGAGGAACAAAGUUAAUCUUUAUUUUCUAACCUGUUUCUCUCCAUUCAGCCAACCAGUAAACACUUGGAAUUUCAACAAUCACUACUAAAUAUAUAUAUAUAUAUACACACACACACGUUAUAAACAGUAUUUUUUGGGGCUUUGUGUUGGGGACAAAAGGAGUCCUUGGUUUUAUUCAAACAGACUUCUUAUAAUGUACUGUAAUGUUAAACAAGAGUUUAGUAGAAAAGCUAGCCAUAAAUGGUAAUCUGAUGGUUUGAAUUGUAACAGCUGCAUAGUCCUGUGAUGGAAGAUGGUGGAAAUUAUAUCCUGCUCCUUAUUAGUUACCGAUGUUCCUCUGUAUUACACACAGAACCACAGGUGGACCUUCAUUGGACAGGACCCCUAGACCAGAAUUCUAAAUAUUAAAGUUUCCCAGUAUGUCCUAAAACUCUGGUGCAACUUUAAUUAGGAUGAUGGCAUCAACAUUAUUGAAAAGAUUGAUUUUCACUAACUCACAUAGAAUUGUGAUCUUUGAGCUGGCAGAGUUCAGUCAUAGGGGUCCAAAGUUAUGGUUUUAUUUCUUGGUGUUCAUUGAUAAUCAAAGUUUUCAAUUCACCCUGAAUUCUGGGAAGAAAACAAGUUCAUGUAAGAACACUUUGGAAGUUUAAAGUUAUUUCUUUUUUUGUAAAUAAAUACCUACAAUAUUAA
Chiloscyllium plagiosum (whitespotted bambooshark) is the source of this 1765-nucleotide messenger RNA. It is a transcript of the gene fstl1b, whose product is annotated as follistatin-like 1b. Gene Ontology annotation, cellular component: extracellular region. NCBI's taxonomy places the organism in Eukaryota, Metazoa, Chordata, Chondrichthyes, Orectolobiformes, Hemiscylliidae. Gene Ontology annotation, biological process: regulation of BMP signaling pathway; multicellular organism development; cell differentiation. Gene Ontology annotation, molecular function: protein binding. The record is from RefSeq and is a predicted model, not a curated record.